Molecule: messenger RNA, 1057 nt
Organism: Chiloscyllium plagiosum (whitespotted bambooshark)
Lineage: Eukaryota; Metazoa; Chordata; Chondrichthyes; Orectolobiformes; Hemiscylliidae
Source: RefSeq, a predicted model, not a curated record
AUAAUACAGUAAAGUUUGCAGUUUUUGAGGUAGAUCCUUCUUGCUGGUUCAGUUGAUGCAGGUUAGAACAAAGUUUGCUGUCUAUUACAUCCACAUUUCCCCUUUUCCCUGUUGCGUAUGUUGCAUGCUGAAAUAACUCCUGUAAAUGUGUCAGGUAUGAGUGCCCCUUCAUGAAGCCACACUGACUCUGCCUGUUGUAUUAUGUAUUUGCUAACCUCUUUUCCCUAGAUCCAGUCUGAGGCCAUUCCACAACUGGGAAUCAUGGGCCGAAUUUUCCUUGAUCAUAUCGGAGGCACCCGACUGUUCUCCUGUGCAAACUGUGACACCAUCCUGACAAACCGCUCAGAACUAAUCUCCACACGCUUCACAGGGGCAACAGGAAGAGCUUUCCUCUUUAACAAGGUGGUGAAUCUGCAAUACAGUGAAGUACAGGACCGAGUGAUGCUAACUGGGCGACACAUGGUCAGGGACGUGAGCUGCAAGAAUUGCAACAGUAAGCUGGGCUGGAUCUACGAGUUUGCGACCGAAGACAGUCAGCGAUACAAAGAGGGCCGAGUGAUUCUGGAGCGAGCUUUGGUGCGUGAAAGUGAGGGCUUUGAAGAACAUGUUCCCUCUGACACCUCCUGAGAAUUACCUUCGACAUUCAUACUUACUAUUCUGUUUCUGAAAGAAAGAAUACUUUUUAUUUUAAAAGGAAGUAAUUUUUCUCUCUCUCACUGUCGUGUACAGUGUCACUUUAGCAUUGAGUCAAGCGUUGUGUUGUAAAUUGAGAGACGUAAAAUAUCUCUAUUUCCAGACAGUGCUUUUAACUCCCAGUAUCUAGUUCCCUGUAGCGGAAAGCCUUCAGCGAUGCUUAGCUUUUAUUUAAUUUUUUUUUAAAAAGUAUUUUUCUUUGCUGUUUGUUUGUGCAGAGGAUCAGCUCCCCUCUGCCAGUAAGUCUUGCUGUGUGUAUCUCAAAGGGAAUGGUUUAACAGCGAAGAUUGUGAAAGGAGUGGGUUCCUACUGCACUGAGACUGUGCUGCUGCUGCUGGCAGGGGCCAGCUUCUCCUCACAUCGG